GGUGAGCAGACAGGUGAGGAGGGCGGUGUGUCCAUGCUGCUGAGGCCCGAAGAAGCAAAGUCACCAUGAGGAGACGAGCCCAUGCAACGGUGCUGCUCUUCAACAUGAUGAUGAUGAUGAUGAUGAUGAUGCUGUCUGUCGCUAUGGAAAACUCUGGUUGGUCCCCGCCGGGGAAGCCGGAGCUGCUGGGCUGCAGGUCUCCUGAGAAGGAGACGUUCACCUGCUGGUGGAAACCCUACUCUGACGGAGGGCCGCAGACCGAGCACCGCCUCUACUAUGAGAGAGAAGAUUUGGAGGGAGAGCACGAGUGUCCGGACUACCGCUCCGGAGGAAGCAACUCCUGCUUCUUCAACAAGACCUACACGUCCAUCUGGGUGGACUACCACCUGACAGUGGUGGCCUCCAGCGCCCUGGGAAAUGUCUCAUCAGACCCCCUGAAGAUCGAUGUGAUGGAAAUCAUAAAGCCGGAUGCUCCUGACAACGUCACGCUGCAGAUGGAGGAGAAAAAGAACAAUCCACGCCUGCAUGUCCGAUGGCAGCCUCCUUCCAACACCGACCCCAGGUCAGGCUGGGUCACCAUUAAGUAUCAACUGAGAAUCAAGCAGGACAGCAGCCACGAAUGGAACAAUUACACACUCGGUAAGCAAACCCACUUCAGCCUGUACAGCAUCAGUCCCGGGGCGGUGUACAGGGUUCAGGUGCGCUGUGCGCUGGAUCACGGCUCCUGGAGCGACUGGAGCAACACCACCUCCAAGACAAUCCCAGACUAUCUUCAGAGGGAGAGGCCCUUCUGGUUACUGCUUUCUGCUGUCUCUGUGGUUCCACUCUUUGCUAUGUUGUGUAUCGUGGUUAUCAAGGGAAAAGAUGUAAAGCAAUUCCUUCUGCCUCCUGUUCCUGGGCCAAAGAUAAGAGGAGUGGAUGUUCAGCUUCUUCAGAGUGGACAAGCUGAAGAUAUCAGUGCCUUGAUUUUCAAUGAGAAGUAUCCUCCAGUGGUGACCUGGAAGGACCAGAUGGAAGAGUACCUCAUCGUGUGUGACAAAGACAACAUGCCUCUGCUUGACCGCUCAAAUUCACUGAAAAGAAAGGACUGUGUGUCUAUUCCUCCCAGCUACUUAGAUAUAAAAGUACAAUGCAUGGACUCAAUCCACAGCCAAAAUGAUGUGAAAAAACUGAAUGGAAGCACAGAUGUAAAGGAUAAAUCUGGAAAAAGCACCAAGUGCACCUCAGGGGAGGGUUUACCCAGCAAGGAGCUGCCUCAUCUGCUGACUCCACAACAACAAAGUCUAUGGAUGAACAGAAAUUCAACAGAUCGACACAAGAGCGCUACUGAAAGCAUGAUCCAACCACUGUCCACCAGUAGUGGUUAUGUGGACCUUCAGAGAUGUGAAAGCUCACAGGAAAUGGGCGUCUUGCAGAAAUACUACAGCACCAUGGAAGAGGUUAACAGUGGCAAUAUUCUCGUGCUCCAAAAAGACAAUGUCCCUCUUAGUUUAGACAGUCGGAGAUGGGAGGACAAUAUACCAGAGGACUACAGCAGGGUGAAACAGGUGAACAGUGGAAAUGUGGUUUUCCUGCAGAAACAAAAUGACUUGGCUGACUCAUCAUGUGAGGAGAUGGAUAAUUUCUACUCUGCCAAUCAGAAGGCAACAAAUCCUCAGGUGACUGGACCGAGUAAAGGGGCUCUGUGCACAGACUCAAUCUGCCAUGGAUAUGUAGAUUCUAUGCCUGUACUGCCAUUAAUAUAAAGACAUCCACUGUAAAUACCAGUACCUCAAUCAACUCUGUAUUUGAUAUUAGUAUAUACUGGGUGCAUCAGCUGUAUCGAUAACUUCCUAACAGCCAGGUGUUCAUGGACAGAAAUAAAUGAGUGAAACAUUAGGCGAAUGAAGGACAAAUCUGUGUGUGAUAUAUUUAUUGUACAUAUUUAUUGUACACAGUCAUAAGACGGAAUAAAAAUGUGUGAUCCAACAAAACAGAUGCAACA
Salarias fasciatus (jewelled blenny) is the source of this 1984-nucleotide messenger RNA. Its product is annotated as prolactin receptor-like. The coding region runs from base 66 to 1745 and encodes 559 amino acids. The record is from RefSeq and is a predicted model, not a curated record. The transcript is spliced from 9 exons. Gene Ontology annotation, molecular function: cytokine receptor activity; protein binding. Gene Ontology annotation, biological process: cytokine-mediated signaling pathway. Gene Ontology annotation, cellular component: external side of plasma membrane. NCBI's taxonomy places the organism in Eukaryota, Metazoa, Chordata, Actinopteri, Blenniiformes, Blenniidae.